GAGUGGGAGUCAGAGAAGGGCUCUUGGAGAGGGUUGGGCUUUGUCAGGAGCUGAGGGAGCCUCGCUGAGCUAGGGGUACCCUGGAGGCCAGAAGCCUUAUUGAGGUGCUAGAGAUAGGAUUCCUUCACAUGAAAGUUCAAGAGAGCCUUGGCAGAAGCCACAUGGGGGGAUGUGCCCGGGGUCAGGGACCCUAGGCAAGGAUCCUGGGGUGUGGCAAAGGGUAGAGACCAAUCCAUCUGAAAGCCCUGUACAGGCUAUGGGCCUCAAGACAGCACUGCCUGCAGCUGAGCUGGGUCUCUACUUCCUGGUGCUGAGUGGGUCCCUGGCCUAUGCUGGCCGGGGCCUCCUUGAAGCAUCGCAAGAUGGGGCCCACAGGAAGGCCUUCCGGGAGUCUGUGCGACCCGGCUGGGAGUACAUUGGCCGGAAGAUGGAUGUGGCUGACUUCGAGUGGGUGAUGUGGUUCACUUCCUUCCGAAAUGUCAUCAUCUUCGCCCUCUCUGGACACGUGCUGUUUGCUAAACUCUGCACAAUGGUUGCCCCCCAGCUACGCUCCUGGCUGUAUGCCGUCUAUGGGGUCCUGGCCGUGGUGGGCACCAUGGGCCCUUGGUACCUGCUGCUGCUACUCGGCCACUGUGUGGGUCUCUAUGUGGCCUCGCUCUUGGGUCAGCCCUGGCUCUGUCUGGGCCUUGGCCUGGCCAGCCUGGCUUCCUUCAAGAUGGACCCCCUCAUCUCUUGGCAGAGCGGGUUUGUAACGGGCACUUUUGAUCUUCAAGAGGUGCUGUUUCAUGGGGGCUGCGGCUUUACUGUGCUGCGUUGCACCAGCUUCGCGCUGGAGAGCUGUGCCCACCCUGACCGCCGCUACUCCCUGGCGGACCUGCUCAAGUACAACUUCUACCUGCCCUUCUUCUUCUUCGGGCCCAUCAUGACCUUUGAUCGCUUCCACGCUCAGGUGAGCGAGGUGGAACCAGUGAGGCCUGAGGGCGAGCUGUGGCGCAUCCGGGCCCAGGCGGGCCUCAGCGUGGUGGCCAUCAUGGCGGUGGACAUCUUCUUUCACUUCUUCUACAUCCUCACCAUCCCCAGCGACCUCAAGUUUGCCAACCGCCUCCCAGACAGCGCCCUCGCUGGCCUAGCCUAUUUCAACCUGGUGUACGACUGGGUGAAGGCAGCCGUCCUCUUCGGUGUUGUCAACACGGUGGCACGCCUGGACCACCUGGACCCGCCUCAGCCUCCGAAGUGCAUCACUGCGCUCUACGUCUUUGGGGAAACGCACUUCGACCGGGGCAUCAAUGACUGGCUUUGCAAAUAUGUGUAUGACCACCUUGGCGGGGAGCACUCUGCAGUGAUCCCAGAGCUGGGGGCCUCAGUGGCCACAUUUGCUGUCACCACACUGUGGCUUGGACCUUGUGACAUUGUCUACCUGUGGUCAUUCCUUAAUUGCUUUGGCCUCAACUUUGAGCUCUGGGUACAGAAGCUGGCAGAGCAUGGGCCUCUAGCACAAGUUGAGGUAAGGCAGGGGAGGUAUGGGUCUGGGAUGGACUGGGCUGGGGGGGUCGCAGGACAGGGUGGCACUGCUGCUUUCUGGAAGUGUCCAGCCACACCUGAUCUCCAUUCUAGAACUUUCUCACCACCCACUUCCUGGUUGUCAGGGCAAUGGCUUGUCCCCCGGGGAUCUGGCCCUCCCUUCUUUCUGUGGAUCAGGCCCAACACACCUGGGCCUGGCUGUGUUUGUCAGUUCUUAUCCACUCUCCAGGACUCAGUUUCCCCAUGUUUCACAUUGAGGGAGAGCUGGACUGAGACUCCCAGAGACCCAGGAAUAUCCCCAGAAUGAGUGGCCCAGGAGGCCAGGCCACUGACCAACCAUGUUCUCUUUCCUUUGGGCCUCUUGCCUUGCUGCGAAUUCUGUCCUGGACGGGGCAGGCCCGUCUGUCAGAGCAGAUGUCCCGUAGGGUGCGGGCUCUCUGUGGGGCCGUAAACUUCUGGGCCAUCAUCAUGUACAACCUUGUGAGCCUGAACAGCCUCGAGUUCACAGAACUGGUUGCCCGACGUCUGCUACU
Messenger RNA from Sciurus carolinensis (gray squirrel), 2054 nucleotides. RefSeq names its product hedgehog acyltransferase like (gene Hhatl). Gene Ontology annotation, biological process: negative regulation of N-terminal protein palmitoylation. Gene Ontology annotation, molecular function: acyltransferase activity. The record is from RefSeq and is a predicted model, not a curated record. Bases 170 to 1828 code for a protein of 552 amino acids. NCBI's taxonomy places the organism in Eukaryota, Metazoa, Chordata, Mammalia, Rodentia, Sciuridae. The transcript has 10 exons. Gene Ontology annotation, cellular component: endoplasmic reticulum.